CACGCGGGUUAUUCCUGCGGAAUGACAGUAAAUAGUGUAGCGGUAUAUGCGGGGCGGAGUCAACGCGUCUAACUCCACAUCCAUCAGAAUAAUCUCCAGCUCAGGACCUGGACGGAUAAAUCCUCAUGCUGAUGAGAGAGAGUGGAGGAGCAGGAAUGCGUGAACACGGACACGGCGCUGCGGUGUUAUUGUGUUUGGGCCUGUAAGAGGAUAUGACCGUGUGGAUUUACUGCGCUGAGUAAUGAAGGAUACCGAUAGCAAAUAACUUGAGUCGGACGCUUCUUAAUGUGUGCAUGUGGAUAAACAGGCUUCUAAGCGCAGGAUUUUAUUACCAUUAUAUUGGACACGUGUAGGUCUUCCUUUGUUAGCCAGUGUUCUACUUCAGUGCCUGUCCAGAGGAGCCUUUAUGAAUGACCCUCUUCAGUGACCUCCAUUGACUUUGCUGGAAAUGCAGAGGAGAGUAAUGGAUUUGUUCUUCUAUCUGCGUCCAUCCUCAUAUUUCCCGUGUGCCUGGAUGCAGAUGAAUCCACACAUGCAGUGGAGACAGAGCCAGAUCAUUGUUAUAGUAACUGCUGGACUGAUAAAGCAAUGUGCUUCGACUUGUGGCUAAAAGUCACAUGCUUAAACUGAAUAAUUUCUUAUAUCCCAAUGGUGUGCUGUCAAAUUCUGCACAUCGAAAAAAAAUCCGUUGCAGUAUAUUUUGCUCUUUUUUGGGGGGGCAUUGUACAGUUGGCCUUCUCUGUCAGGUACAGGGACUGCCGGGCACUAAUGUUGCCUAAAACAGGUCCAUCAGCCUCAAGUUGCUUGAGUAAUUGACUGAUUAUUUGCUGGAGAGGCUCCAACCUCAUGGCAUGGGUCAAACUGUUUAAAAAGCCUGGAGGCAACAUGUCUGGCACAGGUGCAAGGAGUGGGACAGGGCUGAGCAAGUCCUAUCAGCCGGGCAGCAUGAUCUCUCUUGCUUUGACCAAAGGACUUCUAAAUGAGCCAGGCCAGAACAGCUGCUUCCUCAACAGCGCUGUGCAGGUUCUUUGGCAGCUUGACAUCUUCAGGAGGAGCCUACGACAGCUGUCUGGCCAUUUCUGCUUGGGUGAUGCCUGUAUUUUCUGCGCUUUAAAGAGCAUUUUCUGUCAGUUCCAGCAGAGUCGAGAGCGGGCUCUGCCAUCAGACACUCUACGUCACGCUCUGGCUGAGACCUUUAAAGAUGAGCAGCGGUUUCAGUUGGGCCUCAUGGAUGAUGCAGCGGAGUGUUUUGAGAACAUUCUAGAAAGGAUACACCUCCACCUUGUUUCUGACUCAGCUACAGAAACAUGUACCUCCAAAUCAUGCAUCACCCACCAGAAGUUUGCUAUGACUCUCUAUGAGCAGUUUGUUUGUCGUAGUUGUGGAGCAUCAUCAGACCCUCUCCCUUUCACUGAGCUUGUGCACUAUGUUUCCUCCACAGCACUCUGUCAACAAGUGGAGCGAAUUUUGGAGAAGACAGACAGACUGCGUUCAGACAUGUUUGGUGAACUGUUGCAGGCAGCCAACACCAUUGGAGAUCUCCGCAACUGCCCUAGUAACUGUGGGCAGAGUAUCAAAAUUCGCCGCGUGCUGAUGAACUGCCCAGAGAUUGUUACCAUUGGCUUUGUGUGGGACGCUGAACAGUCUGACCUCACUGAAGAUGUCAUCCGCUCUCUGGGCCCAAACCUCAAUCUGUCAGGGCUGUUCUAUAGAGUCACAGAUGAAAAUGCCAAGAAAAGAGAUCUUCACCUGGUGGGAAUGAUCUGCUACUCUAGUCGACAUUACCUAGCAUUCGCUUUUCACAGCAAGUCUUCCAAAUGGAUCUUUUUUGAUGAUGCAACCGUGAAAGAGAUUGGCUCCAAGUGGAAAGAUGUGGCAUCUAAAUGUAUUCGGGGUCACUUUCAGCCUCUCCUCUUGUUUUAUGCCAACCCGGAUGGUACUGCAGUGUCCAAUGAGGAUGCACCCCGACAGACCACUAUGUGGUCCCGUUAUAACUCUCCUCUCAAUGGGAAAGGGACAGACACUCAUCUGUCAGGCUGUAAAAAACUGGACAGUGUGAGAGAUGCGAGUGCUGGUUCCCAACGAACAAAUCAGGGAUCUCACAAAACACCAAUGCAGUCUUCAACCAGCCGGCUUAAAGUGCUUCCAGAAAGUCCCAGCAGAUUCCGAGAGUCUUCCAGAGACUUGUCUCACAGAGGAGGUGGUGGACAGAGGAAAGACAGUGAAAGAAGCUACCGAAGAUCAGACUCUCUCCAACACAAAGAUAUGACAUAUCCACGCUCAUCUUCUCCACCUGAGAAUGGCCCAAGGUUUCAUUGUGAGCAGAGGCCGCGAACUUUGCCCUCACGAGUUUCUCGAACUGAGCACUCUUCUGUUCAUCCUCGUGUAUCACCCCAGGAGUCUCGCUCAAACCAGGGAAUGGCAUCUGGAGUCAGUCGUCACACUGAUUCGUCAUCGCUUUGCCAUCGUGGCUCCACAAAUCCGACUGAGCGUGGCAAGUCCAAGCCCUCGUGGAGACCAGUACGGGAAGUCCUGAAUGUAGACAGUGUGCUGAGCGAACUUGAGCGACGCCAGCAGCAGCAACAGCAGCAGCAGCGUGGAAGCCCUCGAUGUGUGCGUCGCUUCGGCCAUGAAAGGGGGCUGAUAAAGGAAAAACAGAAAGGCCUGAUGACUAUUUAUGAAGAUGACUCACGGCUGGAGACUGAAAGUCAAAGCUCCCAGGAGUCUCAGCGACAGAUGAUGGUGACCAGGCCUAAAGGUGGAGCAAAUGUAGCACAGCGAAGUGAUAACUGGAUGAUCCAGAGGACAGAGUCAGGAUACGAGAGCAGUGAUAGGCUGAGCAGCGGCUCCACCAAUCCUGACUCACCUGGGGUUGAGAACUUCACCGGCAAAGAGCUGAGGCUCAGUCAAGACGCACAGCAGCUCAGGGAUCAAGGCCAUAAUAAUCAAGGUGACUCAAAAAUGGAGGCAGCGCGUUCUCCACUGUACCACAGUAAACACUUGGCUAAAAUUCAGGGAAAGAACUCAGAACAUCUCAUGAAAGGCAGUCCAAGUUCAAGAAGGAAGCUUCGAUACUCAUCCUGUGGUACCAGGAAAGCAGGCAACACAGAGAAAGAUCCAUCGGGUGUGGAACUUCUAGCAGAGCAGCAGGAAGUUUCCAUGCGGUGGCACCACAGCCCAGAAAGCCCAUUACUGCGCCGCCUGGGCAAGAUCAGCAGUUCAGAGUGUAACAGUUCUGAUGAACUCACUAACCCUCUUUCAGAACAGGAGGACAGUGCUUAUCGUUCCAGCACCAGUGAAGUCGCUCCGCAUGAGUCACCAGGUCCCAAUCGCUCUAGUUACCCAAGGGAAGAAUCAGCCAUCCAAUCAGGACCCUCGAUUGCAAGCCACUCCAAACACGCUCAGCGACCGAUCGAGAUAAAGACUCCACCUUUCCGUCCCAGAAUCUUACAGGAACCAUCUCAAACAGCUUCCAGAGCGUCUGGCCGUGGUGCUCCAUCAUCUUCACACAGCAGUACAGUACACAGAAGAAUGGAGAUCAAUGGCACAUGCCCCAGCUCGUCCGAUGUGAGCUCAAAAUCGGGUUCAGACCAGGAAAGAGGGGAGCAGGUGUCCAGCGAGCCCGAGGGUUGGGAUAAGCCAUCUACUUCAGUGUCUCCGGGAUCUGGAGUGGCGUUGACUACUUAUUUCUCUGUGGAUAAUUGCAUGACAGAUACCUACAGACUGAAGUAUCACCACCAGAGGCCAUUGGUCCUCUCCAUGCCUGAGCCUAGAGGAGCUGGUAAGGACGGGAGGGAUGCGGGACACUCCAGCCGCAUGGAGAACCAGUCUGAGCGUGCCAAAAAUAAGCCUGAGUCCGGCAAUAGCAACAAUAAGCCCACUGCUAAAUGGCACCCUGUCACUUCAAAAGGGCUAGAUGAACAUGGAUAUUUGUGAAAGUUAUGGUCCUGGUGACCCACUGAGAAGUAAUGCAAGAGAAUUGCCAAAGAAGUUGAAAAAUAUGGAUUGUUUUUCUACUUGUAAUUUCAAUGCAUUUGUAUUUGAGACUGAGGGCAGUGUAACAGACUCAUCCUUUUGUACCCUCUUCCUGUAAAUUGUGACCUUCGAGUAUCUUAUCAAAGCCAUCCACAGGAGGGCAGUAUGCACUUUGGCUUAAAUCUGUGUUUGCUUGUGAACAGGAAUGACCAUUUUAUGUUAAAUAACAAAAUUAUUUAUUAUCUAUUAUUGAAUU
This is a messenger RNA of Danio aesculapii, 4231 nucleotides long. It is a transcript of the gene usp53b, whose product is annotated as ubiquitin specific peptidase 53b. Gene Ontology annotation, cellular component: cell-cell junction. The record is from RefSeq and is a predicted model, not a curated record. NCBI's taxonomy places the organism in Eukaryota, Metazoa, Chordata, Actinopteri, Cypriniformes, Danionidae. Gene Ontology annotation, biological process: protein deubiquitination; sensory perception of sound; response to auditory stimulus. The transcript has 18 exons. The coding region runs from base 847 to 3936 and encodes 1029 amino acids. Gene Ontology annotation, molecular function: cysteine-type deubiquitinase activity.